Prunus armeniaca (apricot) is the source of this 1152-nucleotide messenger RNA. The record is from the annotation of a GenBank genome assembly. NCBI's taxonomy places the organism in Eukaryota, Viridiplantae, Streptophyta, Magnoliopsida, Rosales, Rosaceae.
AUGACUCCCAUAUGUGCCUCAUGGAAGUGCAAAGAGCCAAACUUGAGAAAUAGACAUUCUAAACCAGUAGUUAGCAUUUCUCUCACUGAAACAAAAUACAAUACAAUAUUUGCAUUGAAAACUGCUUUCUUUCUUCUCUACCUUCCCUGCAGAGAUAAGCUUGCUGCCAGAAAAGAUAACAUGGAAGACAAGUGCGCAAUCAGGAGAGAUGUCACAGAAUUAAUUGGAAAUACCCCGUUGGUAUAUCUCAACAAUGUUGUGGAUGGUUGCGUAGCCCGAAUUGCUGCCAAGCUAGAAUCAAUGGAACCCUGCUCUAGUGUGAAAGACAGGAUUGCAUUUAGUAUGAUCAAGGACGCAGAGGAUAAAGGUCUAAUUUCGCCAGGGAAGACUGUUCUUGUUGAGCCCACAAGUGGCAACACUGGCAUUGGAUUGGCAUUCAUUGCAGCAAGCAAGGGUUACAAGCUUAAGAUAACAAUGCCAUCUUCAAUGAGUCUUGAGAGAAGAAUUGUGCUCCUAGCUUUUGGAGCUGAGGUGUACCUCACAGAUCCUGCCAAAGGCAUUAAGGGAGUUCUUGAUAAGGCUGAGGAGUUGCUAAGCAGCACACCUAAUAGUUAUAUGCUUCAGCAAUUUGAAAAUCCUGCCAAUCCGAAGGUUCAUUACGAAACCACUGGCCCGGAGAUAUGGAGAGACUCAGGAGGGAAGGUUGAUGCCCUGGUUUCAGGGAUAGGGACUGGGGGUACCGUAACUGGUACUGGGAGAUUUCUUAAAGAGCAAAAUCCAGAGAUCAAGGUGUACGGUGUAGAACCAGUGGAAAGUGCAGUCUUAAAUGGUGGCCUACCUGGGAAGCAUCUGAUCCAAGGAAUUGGUGCUGGUAUCAUACCUCAAGUUCUGGAUGUAAGCUUGCUCAAUGAAGUUAUUCAAGUAACCAGUGAAGAAGCUAUUGACACCACUAAGCUGCUUGCCCUGAAAGAAGGUCUUCUGGUGGGGAUUUCAUCUGGUGCAGCAGCAGCAGCAGCAAUAAAGCUGGCCAAGAAGCAGGAAAAUGCUGGAAAACUCAUUGUUGCUGUGUUCCCCAGCUUCGGAGAGCGUUAUUUGUCUUCAGUGCUCUUUGAUUCCGUUAGGCAUGAGGCGGAAAACAUGACUGUUUACUGA